UGUGUGUGGAAUGUGCCAUCACUAAAAACAGAAAACCAAACAAUUGAUAAUAUUUGAUGAGCUAACUUUUUGCCGUUUGUUGUAUGCAUUUUAUGUUGAAAAGGCCGCAACAUGAUCUGUCGCUUGUGUUUAAAAAACAUAAACGCAAACAAUGCCGUCUAUUUGUUCGAAACGGACGACACGCUGGCCGAAUCAUCGCUGCUGAAAAUGAUUGCCAAGUUUCUGCAGCUCGAAAUAAUGCCGGAUGACAACAUAUCAACGAAUAUAUGUCACGACUGUUGCGAGCAUCUGGAGGAUUUCAACAAUUUCUGGCAGCUCGUCGAACAAAAACAGGCAACACUCAAAAAGGAAUUCCUUAAUGUGGACGUGGAUUGUGUGGCCAUGAAAUGGACUGGCGGCAUCGAUGUGGAUGUUAGCAUCGAUGAGCUGCCGUUGGUCGCCGCCGAUGAGAUGGACGAGAAGCCAUUGGACAUCCACAAUCUCAGUCUAUUAGGUAGUGUGCUCGAUGUGAAUGUAGACAGCGUUGAGGUACCCCAAAUCUCGACGAGAAGUGCCAAGCAGCAGCAGACGCUGGAUUACGAUGAGAAGCCGUCGCUACUGCUGGCUGAUGACGGCAGCGCUUCCUCCUCCCCCUCUUCCUCUUCCUCAUCCGCUGCGUCUGAUGAAGAUGAUGAAGUACCGCUCGUGAAGCUGCAGCAUAAACUAAAGCCCAAGCGUAAAGUGCGCGUCACACGUCGCCGCAAGUCACGCAAUCUCACCUUAGCCCAGGAACUCGAUCAGCUGCUCGAACAGAGCAACAACAACAAUGAAGUCGGUGCGCCAAACAAAGUGAGACGCAGCAAGAAAGUGUUGCCGAGCAGCGCUGACACGCCGACGGAUACGCAAAAGCAUGAGCUGGAAGCGGUACUGGAGCGUCGUCCCAAGGGCUGUUCACGUGCCCAGCUAUCGAAGCGCUACGAGGAGGCGAUCGCCAGUUAUAUGAGCGCCGACUGUGAUCUGUGCGAUUUCAGUGCCAAGUAUCUGUCGCAGCUGAAGACGCAUUUUCUCGAGGUGCAUCAGCAGGAUGCGUAUCUCAAGUGCUGCAACAAGAUCUUCAAUCGACCGUCCAAGCUUAUGGAUCACAUUCGCAAGCAUAUUAAUCCCAAGCUCUUCACCUGCUCGAUUUGCAACAAGUCGCUGAACUCGCAGGAUUAUCUUGCCACACACAUCGAGACGGUGCACAACAAAGUGGCCCAAAUUGGCAAGGUUCUCAAGUUUCCGUGCGCCAAAUGCGAGCGUACAUUUAGCAGCGAACGUCGGCUAUCCAAUCAUCUGCUCAAGCACGACACUGAUCAGCUGGAGCACAGUUGCCAGAUCUGCGACAAGAGCUUUGCCAAUGUGCAUCGCUUGCGUCGACACAUUCAGUCCAUACACGAGGAUCUGCAUCCGCAUGUCUGCGACAUUUGUGGCAAAAAGUUUAAAUUCAAACCCUCCUUCGAACGCCAUCUGCUCGAGCAUCAAGGCGUCGUUGCCCCCGCCAUGGAGUGCCCAAUUUGCGGGGUCUGGCUGAAGAACGAGCACAGCCUGCGAUUGCAUCGCUUCACACACGACAGCACGGAUACCGUGUGUCCGCAUUGCGCCAAGACGUGCAGCAGUCGCACAGCGUUGCGAGCACACAUCAAGUACGCGCAUAAGCUGACCACGAAUCUGCAGUGCACGUAUUGCGAGAAGAGCUUCAAGCAGCAGCGCAAUCUGGAGGAGCAUAUGGCCAUACAUACGGGUCUCCAGCUCUACAAUUGUCCGCACUGCCCAAAGGAGUGUCGCUCGAGGAGCAACAUGUAUGUGCACAUCAAGCAGCGGCAUGCGGAUGAAUGGCUGAAAGCGAAGAUGGCGCGUUCGCAUAAUCCGCAGUACAAGCCACAUGAUUAACUAGAUA
This is a messenger RNA of Drosophila nasuta, 1915 nucleotides long. Its product is annotated as transcription factor grauzone. Gene Ontology annotation, molecular function: DNA-binding transcription factor activity; zinc ion binding. The record is from RefSeq and is a predicted model, not a curated record. Gene Ontology annotation, cellular component: nucleus. NCBI's taxonomy places the organism in Eukaryota, Metazoa, Arthropoda, Insecta, Diptera, Drosophilidae.